GCGCAGCGGCGGUGCAUUGACGCGCGGCGAUUGGGUGAGCGAGCAGCUAAACUGUAUUGUACAGUAAAAAGACCAAGACGCCGAUAACAAAAACAACAGCUGCGGCCGCACGAGGCCAACUAAGGACAUACUCGCACUUUCCGGGCUCACGCUAUAAACAUUUCGGAUGUCACGAUGGCUGCACACUUCACUAUAUCAGACAGCGAUUCAGACCCAUCUGAGGAGGUAGAAGAAGGAGAAAAUAAUCAACUAUCCACCAAGCAAGAGCAGCAGCUUGGCCAACGCCACUCCCUCACCAUGCCUGAGCUCAGAACACCAGCAACUGGUCGAAUCAGGCUGAACUCAGAGUCCCAUGCUUCCACUGUCUCCAGAGAUGAGGAGCUUCAGGCUAGGGGGGAAGACGAGGCGGGUACGCCCACUGACGGCUUUCCAUUCAGGGGGCGGUCCAAGUCAGCUCCACCUGCUUUGUGGGCAGCCAAGAAAUAUGGACGGCAGCUCCGAAGGAUGAGCGACGAGUUUGACAGCCUGCUAGAUAAAGGGGAAAUGAGGAAGGUGAAGAGUGCUGGGACGGCCAAACAGAUGCACCACUCCAAGAGCUGGUGGAGCUACCUCUUCAGUCACCAGGAGAUGGAGGGCGAGAGCAACCACCAUGAUAACCACACUCACCGCACUGAAUAGACACUGAGAGAGGACACAAGCUUUGCUGAACGGAGGAAUCGAUAAAAUUGAGAGAAAAGCAACGGGGAAGCCAAGAGAACAAAAAAGACCUGCUCUGGGAAGGACCAGAAGAAAGGCUGGGUUGAACAAGAGCGAGAGAGAUCCAAACACGAAGGCAUGGCUAAGUGGAUGGCUAAGUGUCCCAUCGUAGUCGUGUCAUUUUUAUACGUCAUUGGUAACCACAUUUAAAUGAAUUUUUUUUAUUGUGUUGGUUGUGAUGUUAACGAUAUUUCUGGGCAGCCCACUGUGACAUGGUAAAAGUAAGUCAGGCGUGAGGAUAAACUGUUAGCUAUCUGAAUCCCAUAGAAUGGAUAAAAUGGCAGGCUGAGAGAGGAGAGAUGAUCUCUUGAGGACACAAAGAAAGACUAGCAAAUAAGUGGAUUGAAGCAGUGACCACUCAGUUAAAAGUUAUCUCUCACAUCGACACUAUGCAAUAUGCUGUAGAUGGAGAGAUCACUGAAAUCAAAACACCCGACUGUUUGAGGCCUCCUUGAAUGCUGUUAGAAUUUCCUUCCUCAUUUUCGUGAGGAAACCAAUGUCAGUGUGUUAUUAAUGCUUGUUUUGCUCCAAAUGUUUGUGCAUGACAAACACAAAGCUCAUGGAGACCACUGUAAAUGUGUGCCAAAUAUCUACAAGCAUCAGAGGAAAGAGUGUAAAAGGGAAGGAUUUUUUUAAAGUAUUCAGCUCGGCCCUUCAUCCAGCUUCCUGUUUUACUACCUGUAAACCAGUACCAUUCAAACAACUGUACUUGACUAUCAUUAACUGCUUUAUAUCUCAAAUUUAUCAAAAGAAGAACAAUCUUGUACAAAGACAAUCUCUGAUGAUGCAGAAAUACUAUCUUUUGUAAAACUUCAGGGUUAGAUUAUAUCUGAAGACAUUAAACAUACAUAUAAAAGCACAAACCAAUAUGAAUCUAUCUUUUUAAAGCCUUGGGUGAGCAAAAAAAAAAACAGACUUUGGAGCUUUUAUGUGUAAAUAUUUUGUUAA
Molecule: messenger RNA, 1704 nt
Organism: Epinephelus fuscoguttatus (brown-marbled grouper)
Lineage: Eukaryota; Metazoa; Chordata; Actinopteri; Perciformes; Serranidae
Gene: badb
Product: BCL2 associated agonist of cell death b
Exons: 4
Coding region: 175-678 (167 amino acids)
Biological process (GO): apoptotic process
Source: RefSeq, a predicted model, not a curated record